Synchiropus splendidus (mandarinfish) is the source of this 1085-nucleotide messenger RNA. It is a transcript of the gene cenpq, whose product is annotated as centromere protein Q. The transcript has 8 exons. Lineage: Eukaryota; Metazoa; Chordata; Actinopteri; Syngnathiformes; Callionymidae. Bases 114 to 779 code for a protein of 221 amino acids. The record is from RefSeq and is a predicted model, not a curated record.
GCGAAACUCGUAAUGUUUGGAUCAAAACUGUGAACGGUUUCUACCAGUGCUGCAGCCAUUGUCGUUUGACCUGUUGGUUCAUUGACGUUAUAUAUUCUUCGUGUUGGUCAGUCAUGAAGCCUGUGCGAGGCUCAAGUCGGGAUUCAUCUGAAGCACCAAAACGUACUUCAAAAUCUGAAAAAACGACGCAGAAAAAGACAGUGGAGAAUAAGGAUCCCAAACACAAUGAAGAUAAUGAGGGCCAAGUUGGACCAAAAAACAAAGGUGAGGAGUCAGCAAGAGUUCCGAACCACAAACCAGAAAACUUGCAGCCGAUAUCAUGCUCCUCCAUUAUUGCUUUGGAAACCAUAAUGGACUGGUCAAUAUUAGCGACGCUACCUUUAAGACGAACAGAAAAGAAGGAAACCCAGGACCAUCUGAACAUUCUUAAAAAGAGCUUCCUGAACCAUUGUGCUGAACUUAAAGCACCGGCCCAUAAACGCAAAAAAUGGGAUUGUUCACCACAGCUUCACCAGGAGGAGUCUAAUAGGUCGGUGAACAGAAAGAAAAACCUGAGUUCACUUGAGAACGGUUUGCUGAGCGUUGUGAAAACAUUAGAGUCCAUUGUGGAGGAGAGCGAGUCCAUCAAGCAUGCCUGCAGUGUUUUGAGAGAUCGGGUGGAAGAAGAAGAAGAGAAAGCUAAAGAGAUCUUACAGAUGAAAGACCACACGGUUCUCAACCUUCUGUCUGUGCCGACUCAGCAUGAUUACAGAGGCAAAAAUGGUGAAACUGGUUCCUGAAGGAGACGCUGAAGCCGCAGCAGGAUAACUAGAAGAACCUUUAAUCGAAUCAAAGGCUGUCAUCCACGCGCACAAACAUGCAGACCAGUUGGUCAACCUGGGUUCCGAGACACAGCCCCCCCACCAAGGUUUUAAAAACAACUGUGAGCCUUUGAGGUUUUGUGGUGGUGAGGAAAUGUUUUGCACUUCCACUUUGCGGUUAUUGAGCUAAUUGUGCUGCAACUCUGGUGUGCAACAACUCAGCUGCUCACAGUCUUCAGAAUCAAUCCAUGUCUAGUGUGUGGUCAUGUUCAUUUUUAAAAUAAA